Molecule: messenger RNA, 1697 nt
Organism: Pistacia vera
Lineage: Eukaryota; Viridiplantae; Streptophyta; Magnoliopsida; Sapindales; Anacardiaceae
Product: putative cyclic nucleotide-gated ion channel 13
Exons: 6
Coding region: 204-1508 (434 amino acids)
Source: RefSeq, a predicted model, not a curated record
CUUACUGAGUGGUCCAUUAUUUGAAGAACAAUUUCGCAAUUAUUGAAAUUCAAAGACUUUGCGUUAUUCAUCAUGUCACACCAAUCUCAGCCUCAGGCUUCUGAUCCAGAGAUAGGGGUGAUCCAAACAGAGGGAGCAUUUCGUAUAAAUUACGAGCUUGUUAUGACAGGCUACCCCCACCCUUGAAAAAAACUCUAAAAUGGAUGAGUAAGAAAUUAGAAAUAGGUUCUACUUGGGGAAGCGGCCUAUAUAUUGCGGCUUAUAUAAUUGUUAUCGUAAUACAUCCUUUGCAUUACUACGCUUAUGUGAUCAAACAAGAUCAAAAUUGUCUCGAAAUCGACAAUGAAUUAUAUGCCACGGUUGCUCCUGUCCUCUUCUUUAAUGCUUAUAUGAUGCUCUAUACUCCCUAUUUUUUUAAAAGAGUCAUUGCACCUCGUAAUUCUAAAACCGUGAUCGGACAUUUUAUCUUUACUCAAAUACCAAUAUUGUUCAUGACAUUGACAGUUAUUCUUGAUUUGACAACGGGAACGACAGACAAGAUCUUUUUGACGAUAGCUAACUUGUUUCUUUUCGGAUAUAUUCUACUGGUUAUUGGACUGUCAUUAACUAUUAAAUAUGCUACUGAGGGUACUAGCUAUCUUGCCCAUGCUAAGUGGUCAAUGCUAUACACAAUCUUUUUCUUUACCUGCUUGGAGGUCACUUGUUUCGGCCAAAGCCUGUUACCAAGUACAUUUAUCACGGAAAAUAUUUUUGUGGUUUCUAUAAUCAUCUAUUCCACGGUGCUGUUUGUCUUUUUAAUCGGAAAUAUGCAGACAUAUCUGGCACCCGAAGAUAAGCAGACGGAGUCAGAGAAAAAAGAAAAAGAGAUGUCGGUUCUAUUGCCUAUACAUGAGGAGAUGACGUUGUUUCAGGUACAAGAACCGGAGCAGUCGACUUUAAUAUUGAAGGAGCAAACGGCGGAGCAGUGCGUGUCCUUCCGGAAGCUCCGUCAAGAAUUGCAAAUGGAGGUGAUAAACAAUUUGCAGCUAAACAAAUGGCGAGCAACCAAAAUUCUUCACAUAGAAACUUUGUUCAAUAUUCUUCCUGAGGAUCUCCUCAGAGACAUAAAGAUCGAACUUUGCUUACCGCAGUUGAGGAAUAUCAAGGUAGAAGAGUUUCGAAACUUGGGGGAACUAGCGUUGAAGGAUCUGUGUUAUCAUGUCAAGCUAGUUUUCUAUCUUGACCGCACUCUGAUUUUCCGGGAAGGAGACCCGAUUACCGAGAUGCUCUUCGUGCUGCACGGAGAAAUACGGACACACAACUCCAGAGGCAUUGGUUAUUUGAAAGAUGGUGGAUUCUUUGGGAAAGAACUUGUCACCUCGUUUAAUAAUCAGGCUGAAGCCUACUUAUCCAGCCUCCCAAUCUCACCAAGAACUGUUCAGGCAAUUACGAAUGUGGAAGCCUUUGUUCUCAUGGCUUAUGACUUGAAGAAAAUAUUUACUAAGCACAAUCAGCAGCAAACAAAUUAAACCUUAGAUGAUUUCAGAAGGACAAUAAAUAUAUUGGUCAGAUAUUUUGAUUAAUUGAUUUAUGAUUUGUCAGUUAUAAAAUAUAAAACAUUCAUCAGCUUAACUUGUUUGAAAGGUUUUAGUAGUGGAGGCAGAAAUAAAUGAAUUACUCUGUGUGAAGUACUAUUUGUCUUUAAAAUUUCUUGUUGG